GCUAGAGCCGCGACUACUACCAAGACUACUGAAGCACAAACAUUAACUCAUCCCCACCCAUCGAUCCAGAUACUUGGAGAUUACUUUGCAGCACCAAUCGCCCUACUCAGAUCCAACAUCAUGUCCGGCUCAGCGCAAGGAAGCAAUGAUAUGAAGAAGGCUGUGGCCAACGACUCGAAGAACGGCGAGCAACCGCUGGCACCGGAGAAGAAGCCCGCGACACAACUGGAGGAGGACGACGAGUUUGAGGACUUUCCUGUCGAAGACUGGACAGAAGAGGAGACCCAGAUCCCCAACGGCAACACACACCUGUGGGAGGAGAGCUGGGAUGAUGAUGACACGAACGACGACUUCGCAGUGCAGCUGAGGGAGGAGCUGAAGAAGCUGGGCAAAUGAGCAACACACCACCACGAUGUUACGACACGAUAGCAUUCCACCGAAAAGCGGCGAUGGU
Molecule: messenger RNA, 454 nt
Organism: Bipolaris maydis ATCC 48331
Lineage: Eukaryota; Fungi; Ascomycota; Dothideomycetes; Pleosporales; Pleosporaceae
Product: DSS1/SEM1 family-domain-containing protein
Biological process (GO): double-strand break repair via homologous recombination; proteasome assembly; mRNA export from nucleus
Cellular component (GO): proteasome regulatory particle, lid subcomplex; proteasome complex
Source: RefSeq, a predicted model, not a curated record